Messenger RNA from Salvia hispanica, 1031 nucleotides. Its product is annotated as myosin-like protein. The record is from RefSeq and is a predicted model, not a curated record. NCBI's taxonomy places the organism in Eukaryota, Viridiplantae, Streptophyta, Magnoliopsida, Lamiales, Lamiaceae.
CAGCAUGUCAAGCGUUUCAAGAAGAACGAAAUGGCAUCCAGCUCCGCCUAGCCCCAAAAUCCUCCACUUCCCUCGCCGCUGCAGAACCCGCGCCCGCAAGAGCCAAUCUUCAAAACCCAACCUCGAGAGAGAGGGAUUCGAAGAGCACCGCCACGGCUUCGCGGCGGAGGAGUGGCUGUUCCAAUUGGAGAGACCAGGGAGAAACAAGAUGGUUGAAAGUAAAAGGAAUGCAGUUUUGGAGGAUGAGAUUCAAGAUUUAACUCACAAGUUACGCGAAUUGCACUUCAACUUGAGGAUCAAAGGCUCUACUAAUUUCGACAACAAUUUACAACAACUUUCCAACACAAACAUUCUUAAAGAGGCCACGCUUUCCGAUUCCACAAAUCAUAGGCAGGAUGCAAUGAAAGAACAGGAACAGGAAGAGGAAGAUGAAGCAAGGCAACAAGAGAACAAAUGCUCGGGGCGGUGCAAGGCCAUGGUGCUAAGGAUAAUGGAGCAGGUGAGGGCGGAGACAGAGCAAUGGUCCCAAAUGCAGACAAUGCUGGAGCAAGUCCGAGGAGAGAUGGAACAACUGCAGGCAUCCCGCGAUUACUGGGAAAAUCGAGCCUACACCUCCGAGUUCCAGAUUCAAUCCCUUCGCCAUUCAGUGGAGGAAUGGAAGCAGAAAGCUCUUGACUACGAAAAGGAAGUUCAUGAACUUGAAAACAAAGUAUCUAUGAAUGAUACGAAAAGAGGAGCGCCGCUUCUUUCUUUAGCCAAACAGCUUGCUAAGGAGAAGAGGUCGUUUCUCAAGGAAAAGGCGAGUAGGCGACACUCGAGUAUCUUUGGCGCCUCUGAAUAUCGGUCACCGUUGAGGGAGAUUGGAAACUCGAGGCAAAACCAUAGAGCAGCUUUUGAUUAUCAUAGCCCGGAAAGAUCUAGAAUAAGAGAAAGCUUUAGAAAGUGAUGGAGAGUUAGGCCAUAUUUGCAUCAUUGUUUAAGUUAUGGAGUAGAGUUUUUUUGGUGGAAGUAUCAAUAAAUUUAACACCUCA